AUGGGUGAUAUUGAAGGCUCCCCAGGAAGCUCCAUGCAUGGAGUAACAGGCAGAGAACCUGUUCUUGCCUUCUCUGUGGCUUCGCCGAUUGUACCAACUGAUACAACGGCAAAGUUCUCAUUGCCGGUGGAUUCGGAGCACAAGGCCAAAGUGUUCAAGAUCUUCUCAUUUGCCAAUCCACACAUGAGAACCUUUCACCUCUCCUGGAUCUCCUUCUUCACCUGUUUCGUGUCCACUUUCGCGGCGGCUCCCCUCGUCCCCAUCAUCCGAGACAACCUCAACCUCACGAAAGGGGACAUAGGAAAUGCUGGGGUUGCUUCCGUCUCCGGUAGCAUCUUCUCACGGCUUGUAAUGGGUGCGGUCUGUGAUCUGUUGGGGCCGCGAUACGGGUGUGCCUUUCUUAUGAUGCUGUCAGCCCCAACUGUCUUUUGCAUGUCGUUUGUGUCAUCGGCAGGUGGAUACAUCGCUGUCCGUUUCAUGAUCGGAUUCUCUCUCGCGACGUUUGUCUCGUGCCAGUACUGGAUGAGCACAAUGUUUAAUAGUAAGAUUAUUGGGCUUGUCAAUGGAACAGCAGCCGGUUGGGGUAACAUGGGUGGAGGAGCUACACAACUGAUAAUGCCACUACUGUAUGACAUAAUCCUGCGCGCUGGCUCUACUCCAUUCACCGCCUGGAGAAUGGCCUUCUUCAUCCCAGGUUGGCUUCAUGUCAUAACUGGGAUUUUGGUCUUAACUCUUGGCCAGGACUUGCCUGAUGGCAAUCUUAGUAUCUUGCAGAAGAAGGGUGAUGUUGCUAAAGAUCAAUUCUCCAAGGUGUUUAGGAAUGCUGUAACAAACUACAGGACAUGGAUCUUUGUCCUCCUGUAUGGUUAUUCCAUGGGUGUUGAAUUAUCCACUGAUAAUGUCAUUGCAGAAUAUUUCUAUGAUAGGUUUGAUCUCAAGCUUCACACUGCUGGAAUCAUCGCGGCCACCUUCGGCAUGGCUAACAUUGUGGCUCGGCCAUUUGGCGGAUUCGCUUCCGACUUUAUGGGCAGAAAGUUUGGCAUGAGGGGCAGGCUAUGGGCCCUUUGGAUCCUACAAACACUUGGAGGGACUUUCUGUGUUCUCCUUGGCUACGCCAACUCCCUUCCCAUAGCGGUUGCCAUGAUGAUCCUCUUCUCCAUUGGAGCUCAGGCUGCAUGUGGAGCAACUUUUGGAAUUAUUCCAUUCAUUUCUCGAAGAUCACUCGGUAUCAUAUCUGGAUUGACCGGUGCAGGUGGGAACUUUGGCUCUGGUCUGACCCAAUUAGUGUUCUUCACAAGCUCAGGUCUCUCCACUGCUAGAGGUCUCUCCUACAUGGGGUACAUGAUCAUAGGCUGCACAUUGCCUGUGACGCUUGUGCACUUUCCACAGUGGGGAAGCAUGUUCCUUCCUCCUUCGAAAGAUGCUGUAAAAGGUACUGAAGAGCACUACUAUGUGUCUGAGUGGAAUGAGGAGGAGAAGCAAAAGGGAAUGCACCAGGGAAGUCUCAAGUUUGCUGAGAACAGCCGGUCAGAGCGAGGGAAGCGCGUUGCCUCCGCAGCAUCUCCUCCCAAUUUGACACCGGCCCAUGUUUAG
This is a messenger RNA of Cornus florida, 1593 nucleotides long. RefSeq names its product high-affinity nitrate transporter 2.1. The transcript is spliced from 3 exons. Lineage: Eukaryota; Viridiplantae; Streptophyta; Magnoliopsida; Cornales; Cornaceae. Gene Ontology annotation, molecular function: nitrate transmembrane transporter activity. Bases 1 to 1593 code for a protein of 530 amino acids. The record is from RefSeq and is a predicted model, not a curated record. Gene Ontology annotation, cellular component: plant-type vacuole membrane; plasma membrane. Gene Ontology annotation, biological process: cellular response to nitrate; nitrate transmembrane transport.